Phalacrocorax carbo (great cormorant) is the source of this 2815-nucleotide messenger RNA. Lineage: Eukaryota; Metazoa; Chordata; Aves; Suliformes; Phalacrocoracidae. The record is from RefSeq and is a predicted model, not a curated record.
CCAAGGAGACGACAUGGCCUUCAAGGAGCGGAGGCAGAGGAGGAGUACAGCAGCGACCGUCCACCACAUUGUGGUCCCUUUAAAUCUUCUUCCCUUGGCAGCUCCAAUUUUCAGUGUUGCUAUAGCAAAUCUCCAUGGCAAUGACCCUAAUCGGGGAAGGGGGGAUGCAGGGGGAGCGCAUGCUCAGAGUGGCUGCUGGAGCCUCGCCUGCUUGCUACAGCUGAUCCGAGGGUCUGGCACACAGGCGAAGAGAAAGAUCAGGCAGGGAAGAAAGCUUGAAUUAUUGAUGAGAGUAAUGGCGUUGCCGUCUGUCUGGAGCGUGAUGCGUGUGGCGAUCCCAUUCAUCUCGGUGGUUGGCCUGCUAAGUGUGAGGCUUGUAGGGGCCAGUCAGGACUCUGGGAGUGUCAUUCCUGCAGAAAGUCGUCCCUGUGUUGACUGCCAUGCAUUUGAGUUCAUGCAGAGGGCGUUGCAGGAUUUAAAGAAGACGGCGUAUAAUCUAGACACGCGGACAGAAACCCUCUUCAUGAGAGCAGAAAAGAGAGGCCUGUGUGAUUGCUUUCGUGCCAUACACUGAAAAGAGCACUGGGAUUUGGCCAAUGGACAUUUAUUCUUUUUUAAAAUGCUGUUCAAUAAAUUACAGGAAGAUGCAGAGUGCAAGUUGUACGACACUGCAAGGAAAACAAUUUUUAUCCAAACAGGUACAGCUCGGCUAGAUCAUUUUUGCUUUGAUGUGUUUUACCAUUACUGUAUGCGAUAGUGCAUCUGCUGAAAUGUCAACAGAAGAAACUGUGCCAAAGUCUCACUCAUGGGUUUCAUGUAAGGAUAGCAUCUCACUUUUCUGGUAUUUCAAGCCAGAAAUUGUCCUUGGACUCUUAGGUAAACCCCUCAGCCCAUGUGAAUUGCCAUAGAUCUGUGAAAGUCAGUGAAGUCAAAUUCCUUAAUAUCUUUAUGGUAGAAUGUGUCCCUAACAUGAAAAGGAAACUACUUUGCAAUGAUACAUAGCUAAACAUUUACAAACAAGUAGUCAUGACUUUAUAUAGAAAUUAAUAGUUGUCACUGACUGCUUGGCAGUCCAAGGCAGGUAUUUGUUCCCAAUUGUAUCAGUAGUCCAGUGCACUGCAAACACAGUAAUCUGUAUCACAAUUUUAAUUUCUUCAGAGCCACACAGUAGCUGUGAUCUUUUUAGAGAGAUUUAUUAAGUAUCUAAUGUGAUCAGUAACAUUUGUAAUCGCAUGAAUACUGCCUGGCAAUUGAACUGAUUGUGUCUGCCAAAAUCGUCUGGAGAAGUGUCUUUCAUUAAGCAAAUCACAUACUGGAUUGAACCACUCAAACUGGCCUCUACAGAGAGUUUUGGCAGAGAGCCUACAAAACGCCUGCCUGCCCAGGAGUAUCCUGCAAACUGUAGUUUGAGAAAUAUUAAAGUUCUACCAAAAUGGUCCAUAGCUCUUACAUGGACUUUACACUCCAUAGCAGUGGGUUACAGGGCUGAUACUAUUAGUAGUCCUGGUGUAGUCAGUGAGAGACAAGAGAGAACAAAACAAUUUAGGCAGUGUAGUAGUAGUAGAUGAUGAGAUUGCACCUUGUUACUCUUCGAAAAAGAAUAGCAAAUCCUUUCUUAUUGUUUUCCUUUGUUUUGGGGAGGAGAGCAGAAAAUGGCCCCAAUGGAAAGUUCUUGUGGAUAAUAAUAGAUUUUUCAUAGCACUUAAAGUAUCAUCCCCAAAGUAUAAUUAAUAGAGAUUUGUAUAUCAGCUAGAGCAUCUAUGUACAGGCUAGAAACUUUUACACAAACAAGAAUAUGGGAGCAGUAUCAACAACAGUGGUUUUCAAAGUCAUUUUACCAACUCUUAUUAAUAUGGAUAUCUUCCCAUAAGUGGCUGUUAUUUUGCUGUCAGGCUGCUCAGCAAGUUGCGAUGGUAGCUAUCUGCAUGUUUCCAAACCGCUUCUCUCCCAUUUAGUCUACCACAUUAGGCACAGGGAAGUAGGGAACUGUGACCCACUGCCAACUUAUUAGUUUGUGUGCAGUCGCACUCAAUAACCCAAAGGGGUGUAUUGCCAUAUACUCUGCCAAAGUUGUUUGAAAGGCAUGUGGUUCUCGGGAAGGAAAAGCUUCCUUGCACCUGCAUUCCAAGUAAGAAAUUUGCUUUGUCCCUUGUAGUAUUCUAGAAAAACCCUUCAUAGGUCAUCAGGACCUAGUUUGUAUGAAAGAGAGGCAGCAUGACACAGCAAGAUAGUGCUUCUAGCAGCAUUACACUCCACUGUACCACUGGUAGCUGACUGAUGGGAGCAAUAGAGGUUCUUAUCAUAGACCAUAUUUUAUUUUACAGAUAAAAUAAUAGGUUUAACACAACUCCUUUGCAAAAUACCAACCUGAGGUUACUUUACUCCCACUUAGAUUUGAACCAAAGUAAUGCAUAAUUUUGAGUUGUUUUUUUCAGGAGGUAGAGUUCUAGCACUGAACCUGUGACUUUUCCAGCACAGCUCACCUGUCAGGGGGCAGCAUGUCUAGGGUUUGUGUUGCAAUUGUGCAUGCUUAUUCUGCUGGUACCUUAAAGAAUCUUGCAAAGUCCUGUUAGCAAGCACUGGUUCACUGGUUUUUUGGCUGUGUUUUUAUUUAGAAAAAUGGUUGCUCACAGCUGAGUUUUGAUAUAUGCAGCUUGUUAUGAUAAAAAGGUGGAAUGAAUGACAAGUGGAUGUUCUCUGACUCCCAAAGGGAUCAGAGUGACACUGCAACAUUUAUGGUUGUGAUGGCAGUGAUGAUUCUGUAUGUAGUCCUCUGUUUAUAAAACAAUACAAUAAAAGGGCAAGAUGCAUUAUA